GAUUUGAAGUUGAACGGGAUACAACGAUAGAAGCAUGGGAGGAGGCAACGGUCGAGUUCCGCCGGCGGAGCAUUCCUCGAGCGCCGAAUGUCCGCCAUCUCCAAUUACUCACCGUCGACCGAAGAAGCGAAAACGGAACCGAGAAACCGAAACUCUGAAUACAGCCACCGGUGCACUCAAUCUACCGAGGCCGAAUCGCUCCAAUAAGUACAAUAAUCGUAGUACUUUGAAGUCCUCCAGUCCAUAUGGUUCUCGCAAAUGGUUAUCCUCCUCUCGCAAUUGUGAUCCUUUUACAGAUAGAAUUAUUUUCAUGUCAUACAAUAUACUAGGCACUCAAAAUGCUACAAAUCAUCCAGAUUUGUAUGCCAAGGUCUUGCCUAAGUAUUUGGAUUGGAACCGUCGCAAAAGUCUGUUGUAUAAAGAAAUUGGUUGUUACAAUGCAGACAUCAUGUGUCUCCAGGAAAGUAUAUUAUCUAUCGGAAUAUUUCCUAAUUAUGCAAAAAUGCACAUUCUUUUGAACGCACGGGUGAUUCAUGUGAUGGCUGUGCAAUAUUCUGGAAAGACAAAUUGUGAGAUAUCUCAUUCUGUACCUGCAACAAUGAAGUUAAUUCUUGCAUGUAGGUUUACCCUUUUACACCAAGAGAACAUGGAGUUUGACAAGUUUGGCCUUCGUAAUAAUGUUGCUCAGUUUUGUGUGUUAAAGAUAAAACAAAGGAAAUCAAGGUCCAAUAUAGAUAAUCAAAUAUCAUCGGCUCAUUUCCCUCGGGUAUUACUUGUUGGAAAUAUUCAUGUUCUUUUCAACCCAAGACGAGGAGACAUUAAACUUGGACAGAUGAGAUUGUUUCUUGAGAAAGCAUAUGAAUUAUCACAAGAAUGGGGAAAAAUUCCAGUUAUCCUUGGUGGGGAUAUGAAUAGCAUGCCAAAGAGUGCAAUGUACAAGUUUCUGGCAUCAGCUGAGCUAGAUCUCCUGCUAAAUGACCGGAAAAACAUAUGUGGUCAGAUAGAUGCAUCAGAGUCCAGAGCAUUUCAAUCUAAUAAUUAUCAUCAAGCUAGGAACUAUCACAUGUGCAGCUCUUGGAAUUCUGCUUGGAGGAUGCAUUCAAAUAGAUGGAGUGACGAAGAGCUACGGAAUGCUACAGGGUCUCAAGUAACUCAGCUUCAGCACCCUUUGAGACUCCAAAGUGCGUACUCAGGAGUUCAUGGAAACUCAAGAACAAGAGAUAAGUGUGGAGAACCUUUAGCGACAUCUUAUCACUCCAAGUUCAUGGGCACUGUUGACUACAUAUGGCAUAGUCAAGGGAUUGUACCUGUAAGAGUUCUUGAGACCUUACCUCUUGAUGUACUAAGAAAAAUGGGUGGAUUGCCAUGUAAGAAAUGGGGAAGUGAUCAUCUGGCUCUUGUAUGUGAGCUUGCCUUCGUUGAUGACGAUGAGACAUGAUUUAUUCAGGCUUCAAUAUCUCUUCUGUUGUUUUCCUUCUCCUCAAGGGGUGGUUGUAUUCUUACCAAAAUUAUUCAGGUAAAUGGAUAGAAUUUACAACUCACUACCUUAAAAUUUUGAAGACUUUUGACACAGUUUGCCCUGAAAGCUUCGAUGUUCAUUUGGGCAUAAAUAUAACAUGUGUACAUUAUGGCAACAUAAGUUUCUUAUGUCUGUCUUGUGACAAAACGUUUCAAUAAUUGCAAUAUUAUUUUUAAG
This is a messenger RNA of Impatiens glandulifera, 1696 nucleotides long. Its product is annotated as carbon catabolite repressor protein 4 homolog 5-like. NCBI's taxonomy places the organism in Eukaryota, Viridiplantae, Streptophyta, Magnoliopsida, Ericales, Balsaminaceae. The record is from RefSeq and is a predicted model, not a curated record. Gene Ontology annotation, molecular function: 3'-5'-RNA exonuclease activity. The coding region runs from base 35 to 1438 and encodes 467 amino acids. The transcript is spliced from 13 exons.